AACUUGCUUAUUUCAGAAAGAGCAGCCUAUAUAUUAUUCCAUUUUUGAAUGAUUAUUAAUACCCUAAAUAUAGUUUAAACAUAUACUAAGGACAUUUUCUAAGUCUAACCUAAGAUCUUGAUCACUGAUUCACGGGUUUACCUAAUUAUUAAAAGGAAUAGUAUAUUAUGCAAAAAGUGCGGUAAACGGCAUUUGACUCACGAGUUUAUUUGAUACGUGCGGAGCGCAGCGGAGGUAGUUUUUAAUAAACAUUUUCGCAAAACGACAAAUGUAUUCACUGACAUGACCGUCAGAACUGACGAACGUCAAAAUUCAAGGCGUGGGAAAUAUCUCCGAAAACAUCCGAUUGCUCCCAAACCCGUGCGAUAAAAUCCCUGAAAUGUCCGAAGUAACUCGGAUACGUGGGAAACGAAACUGACGUGGUGAAGUGACGUUUCCUGCACGCCAGAUCGGUGUGUAGUUAGGUAUUUUAGAGACGGGGGUAGAAAAAUUUCAUUAAUUAACUAACCGUUUUGUGUAUACUGGUGUCAAAUUUACAACUAACAAAUCUUGAAGCUUCCUGUAUCAAUAGAAAUUGUAAAUUGCUAAUUUCGGAUAAUUAAAAUAUUUCGAAAAGCAAGAAAAAUCUUAUUACCGUAUAAACAUAAUUCGAACAUAGUUUCUGUAAAUAAGCGAAACUUUUUCCAAGCUUAAGUAAAAAAAAAAAAAACAAAUUGAAUUUUUCGUUUCAGUAAUCUAAUGUGAUUAAAAUUUUUGACAUAGUAUGGUGACAUGUGACAUUUUAAUGUCAUGGGGGCCUAUUAAUUUUAGGAUUUAGAAACCUAAUAGAAUACGUUUUGUGUUAUAAAAUGGAAAAUAGGCAAUCAAGAACAUGGCCAGUUUUUGCACCGUUUGAAGUGGUAAUUCACAAUAAGCCUCAAGAUUGUUGGGUCUCUCUUUUAGGAAAGGUGCUAGAUAUUACACCGCUUAUAAAAGAGCAUGAAAAUGAACAGAGCAUUAAACCUUUAAUAGCAAUGGCGGGUAAAGACAUUAGUCACUGGUUUGAUAACAAAACUGGGGAAAUUCGACACUAUGUUCAUCCCGAAACGGGUGCCAACGUCCCAUACUGUCCCUACGGCCCUUUGCCUGAUGUUGCCGAAACAUUGCCUACUCCUACUUGGAGACCUUUAUCUGAGACUCCUUGGUGGAAAAAUGACAAGUUCCAAAUAGGCUUACUUAGUCAGAGAAUUCGGCCAAUAAGAAUUAUCAAUAUGCUUACGUUGACUGAAGUCACUAUAAAUGUAUGCUUCGAAGACACCUUUCACAGAAUAUUGGAACGGUAUCUUAUGUAUAAUAGCGAUGCCCGGAGUUAUACAUGGAGGUAUAUGAAUAGGAAUGUCGACAUGACGAAGACUAUGAAUGAAAAUGGAAUUUCAGAUGACAGACAACAUUUUGCUGAAAUAGGACUACCGCAAAACUUUUAUAUCCCCAGUGUAUUUCUCUAUUAUAAUGACGAUUUAAAAUUUGCAAAGGAAUACGAAAAUCAUUAGAGACAUAUUGAAACUAAUUUAUUAAACGAAA
This is a messenger RNA of Cylas formicarius (sweet potato weevil), 1560 nucleotides long. RefSeq names its product cytochrome b5 domain-containing protein 1. The transcript has 3 exons. NCBI's taxonomy places the organism in Eukaryota, Metazoa, Arthropoda, Insecta, Coleoptera, Brentidae. The coding region runs from base 849 to 1529 and encodes 226 amino acids. The record is from RefSeq and is a predicted model, not a curated record.